CAACCAAUAGCGCUGUUAUUCUACACUGUAUAUCUGUAGAUAGUUUUGAAAUGUCCAAAACAAAGAACGUCGAUGUCUUGGUAAUUGGCGCUGGGCCAACCGGCCUCGGUGCCGCUAAGAGACUCAACCAACUAAACUCCAAGUCGUGGGUCAUUGUCGACUCAAAUGACACUCCUGGAGGCCUUGCUUCUACCGACACCACACCCGAGGGCUUUUUGUAUGAUGUCGGUGGACACGUCAUUUUCUCCCACUACUUGUACUUUGACGACGUCAUCCACGAAGCCCUUCCCGAAAAAGAUGAUUGGUAUGAGCACCAGCGCAUCUCGUAUGUUCGCUUUGACGAGAAGUGGGUUCCAUAUCCCUUCCAGAACAACAUUGCAGCGCUCUCCAAGGAGGAGCAGGCCCGCUGCCUCGAAAGUCUGCUCGACGCUGCUCUAGAGGCUCGCGCUCGUUCUCCCGCGGACAAACCCAAGAACUUUGACGAGUGGAAUCUGCGCAAUGUCGGCAUACGCCUGACGGAGAUCUUCAUGCGUCCCUACAACUUCAAAGUCUGGGCGGUGCCUACUACGAUGAUGAAUGCGACUUGGCUUGGAGAGCGAGUUGCUGCUCCUGAUGUCAAGUUGCUUACUCGCAAUGCCAUUCUCAACAAGAUUGCAGGCAACUGGGGUCCCAAUGCGACGUUCAAGUUCCCAGCUCGCGAUGGAACUGGCGGCAUCUGGAAGGCCGUAUCCAAGACUCUCCCCAAAGAGAAGCAGCUUUACGGCCCCGGUAGUGCUGUGGUGAAGAUUGACACGGAUAAGAAAAUCGCCAAGCUUCAAGACGGAUCGGAGAUCCAGUACGAAACUCUGAUUUCAACCAUGGCCGUUGACCAGUUCGCCAAGGUUGCAGAUGACAGCACGCUUGAAAAGAUGUGCAAGCCGCUGUUCUACUCCAGCACCAAUGUUGUUGGGUUUGGUAUCCGUGGUGCUCGACCUCAGAGGAUUGGUGAUAAAUGCUGGCUCUACUUUGUACAGGAUGAUUGCCCGUUUUACCGCGCCACCAUCUUCUCCAACUACUCGCCUUUCAACCAGCCCUCAGCUGAUGUUAAGCUGCCCACAAAGUUUCUCGCAAAUGGACAGCCAGCUGCGUCCAAAGACCCUCAGCCUGGUCCGUACUGGUCUAUCAUGCUAGAAGUGUCAGAGUCGUCCUUCAAGCCAGUCAACCAUGAAACGAUUCUCCAGGAUUGCAUGAAGGCCAUGAUUGCCACCGACCUCCUGGAUGAGGAUGACGAGAUUGUUAGCACAUAUGUUCGCCGUUUCGACCAUGGUUAUCCUACACCCAGCUUGGAGCGCGAUGGUGCUCUGAACGAGAUUGAGCCGUACCUCAGGGGCAAAGACAUUCUAUCACGUGGUAGAUUCGGUUCUUGGAAGUAUGAAGUCGGCAACCAGGAUCAUAGGUAAGCUACGAUGCUGCUUCCUGUUUCCAUCAUAGAACCACAAUGCUAACCUUUCAAACAGUUUUAUGCUGGGUGUUGAAGCAGUGGACGCUGUUGUAAGCGGCGGUGUUGAGCUUACGCUCUUCUAUCCCGACUUUGUCAACAAGCGAAAGAAUGUUGAGCGUCGCCUUAAGUGAGGCCUCAACUUUAAGUGAAUCCACCGAUUCUUCAAAGGACAAAUUAGAAGGCCACUAGACUAGAGAUCAAGAUUUCGUUAUAGACUAGACUCGCGCCGCUGGAUCCACUAGAGCGAACGGAACGGCAUUAGAAGGCCGCUCAUUUUGCAGCGCGCGCCGCCUUACCAGCAUUUAGAUAAUACUGUCCCCGAUUCACAAUUCACCAUUUUUAUUCACUUUGGACAACUGUCACCUUGCUUCGCACCAGACAUACAUCUUGAGAACACCGACAGCUCAGAUUGUCUCGAUGUAGUAACUGCGGGGUAUUCUCGUCGGACUGGUCGAGAGCAAUCUGUACCUGCGGCGCCUUGUGAGGUCUGGACUGGACCGAAAGUUUAGGGCCUGCCGAUCCCGCCGGCUCGGGACGAGGGAGGAUUGUAAGUUUCACUUUAGCUUGCCCCAGCAAAAGAUAUUGAAUGCGACUGGACCGUUUAAUUGCUUUGUUUUGAUUUCAAGGGCACCCGCGCGCGAUGAGACCAGAGUCCGCGGCCCUGCUACCAGUUCGAACAGGCAGCUUGGCCGGCAGUGUGCCAUCAAGGCUUGGGCUUGGAGCCUGCAGAUUUGGGGGAG
Molecule: messenger RNA, 2220 nt
Organism: [Torrubiella] hemipterigena
Lineage: Eukaryota; Fungi; Ascomycota; Sordariomycetes; Hypocreales; Clavicipitaceae
Source: the annotation of a GenBank genome assembly